Messenger RNA from Psylliodes chrysocephalus, 2306 nucleotides. Lineage: Eukaryota; Metazoa; Arthropoda; Insecta; Coleoptera; Chrysomelidae. The record is from the annotation of a GenBank genome assembly.
CUCCAGGAAAGUGAGGUUAUACAAAGUAAACGUCAAAAUAGUGUAAAUAUUGUGGGAGUAUGAUAGAAAAUAGAUAAAAAUGAAUGUAAUCGAGGAAAGAAAAAUAGAAAUAUCAAACAAAUUGAAAAAGGAACAAGCUAAUCUCCAACUGUUACAAGAAAGAUUGUCUAAAAGUGCCCAACUAACUGAAGGAAUUGGUAAUAUAUUAAAUACUUUUGAGCAACGAUUGUCUCGUCUGGAAGAAACGAUUUUACCUGUUUAUAAUGAAACUGAAACUCUAAGAAGAGCCCAGUGCAAUAUCGAACCUACUUUACAUUUAUUAGAUAAUGUAAUUAGUCACUAUGAGGUGUCUAGUGAUGUUGAACAUAUCAUCGAAAGAGGCCCUGGUGAAGGGGGGACUGAUCUUCAAUCAUACAUAAAUGCUCUAGAACGAUUGUCGGAAGCUCAAAAGUAUUUUGAAAAGAACAUACCUCAAAGUGUUGAAUUAAUCAAUGUGACUUCUUUCUUCCACAAAGGUAGUGAUAAACUCAAUGCGGAAUUCAAAACGAUUUUGGAUAAAUAUAACACUCCAAUUUUGCCAGUAGUAUUAUUAGAUUUGAUAAACAUAGACGACUCAACCGGCAAAGAAGUUAAAGUUUCUCCUAAGCAAAUACCUGACGACCCAAAAUCUCAGUUAAUUAAGAUAGCCAGAUGGCUUUUAGAUAAUGGUCGAGAUGAAUAUCUAACAGUUUAUGGAAAAGUCAGAGGUAGCGUCUUACAGAGGUCACUGACAAUGUUAAGAAACCACCAGAAAUCUGUUAGUGGUGGUAGCGUGCAUGGUACCACUAGUUCACCCAUGAUGAAAACAAAAUUUCAAAAUAGACACGAGACCUCCAGACGACCAUCAACAAGAAGAAUUGGUCAAGUAUUUGAAAGGAAAGCCAAUAAAAUGCUUUUUUCUUUGGAACAUUCGACUGGUCUGUCAUUGGGCACAAGACGAGCUUCUCAUUUAGAUACGUCGUAUACUGGCGAAGAACUAGACAAUGAACAAGAAAUGGAAAAUUAUUUAAUAUCUGUUAUAGCUUUACAUCGAUUAAUGCAGUUUGAACAAAUUUUAAUGAAAGAUAUUAUCACCCCAGCUCACCAACCGCGUGUAUUUGAAUUGAUUGUAAGAGAAGCCAUGGAUACUAUUGUUCAAGAUGGCGAGAACAUUGUGGCAAGGGCAAAAAAAUGCAUCCAGAGACACGAUUUUGCAACUGUUCUAGUUAUUUUUCCAAUUUUCAAACAGUUGCGAAACUUGAAACCGGAAUUUGAAAGAACGGUUGAGGAUUAUGAUUUAAAUGUCAAGCAAAAAUUCGAUCAGAUAUUACAAAUGCUUCAUGUUACGGGUGCGAAAGCUUUAGAAGAUUUUGUGGACAGUAUUCGUUCUGAUUCUGUAACAACCCAGCUACCUAGUGACGGUACUGUUCAUGAAAUGACGAGCAAUGUCAUAAUGUUUUUAGAGCAAUUACUUGAUUAUAUUGAUACUAUUGGCAUAGUACUUGAACAGGAUCAGAAUUAUUCCAGACAACUGAACAAAUUGAAAUUUUCUGAUAAAUGCAAGGCUCUGUUAGGACUGUAUAUAAAAAAAGUUUUGGCGCAACUCAACCAUACAUUAAUAAGUAAAAGUGAACAAUAUGGAGAUACAGCUUUGAGGUCUUUGUUCCGUUUAAAUAAUAAUAAUUAUGUCCUAAAAUCACUUCAAAGGUCUAAUUUAAUCGAAAUAUAUUUGAUAUCAGAACCAAACUGUCAAGAUUAUUAUUACACUUCAAUUCAAGAAAAUAAAAAGACUUAUUCUCAAAGCUGGAAUAAACUCUUGAAUUAUAUAAGUUGUGAUGAUCCAUCAUUAAAUUUUCACAGUGAUAAGCUCAAGGAUAAAGAAAGGGCAGUACUUAAAGAAAAAUUUGCUGGCUUUAAUAAAGAAAUAGAAGAAAUUUCGAAGGUCCAGAGAGGUUAUUCCAUCCCAGAUAUUGAAUUAAGAGAAAGUAUUAAAAGAGAUAAUAAGGAACUUAUCAUUCCACGAUAUAAUGCCUUCUAUAAUAAGUAUGCGGGAGUUCAUUUCACAAAAAAUCAUGAAAAAUAUAUUAAACACAAGCCUGAUGAAGUUUCAGCAAUUAUUGAUAGAUUCUUUGAUGUUGCUGCUUAAAAUGUUUUGUUAUUGUUAAAUGGUUAAUUAUUUUUUGGAAGUUAUUAGUAAACAGAUCUCUCUAUGACGUUGGCGUAUCCGGGAAUUCCUUAAGGAUAACUUUAUCUCAUAAAUAUUGAUAUUGCUCUCAGUACUUUUUUUG